Messenger RNA from Adineta ricciae, 690 nucleotides. The record is from the annotation of a GenBank genome assembly. NCBI's taxonomy places the organism in Eukaryota, Metazoa, Rotifera, Eurotatoria, Adinetida, Adinetidae.
AUGUUUGCCAUCUUCGCUAUUCUAUACGAAAGAUUCGUGGUCUUAAUCAUCUACUUAACGUUCAUCAUAUUCUUAUCUGCAACAGCAAUAGAAUAUUUGCCAUCGCGUAGUGAACGCGAUACAUACGAUGAACGAGAAAAACUUGUCUCAACUUAUAAGAUCAUUUCGAGAAGUCAAUGUUUGCUGCAGAUGCGUUCAUUAGACGGUUUUAUCCAUGCAAAACAUGUCACUGAUCUUCACGAUGCAAAAGAAACCAUUGAUGGUAUCUUUGUAUUUCUUCCUGUUGCUGUGAAUCUCUUUUUUAUUCAACAUAAACAAAGUCAACGAUAUCUAUGUGGUCGAAAGCAUCGAUUGUUCGGCUUAGUUGAAGCCAAUGAACGUAGUUGUUUAUUCGAAACAAAACGAUCUGAAAUAGAUUUUGGUUUUUGGGAUUCGUAUCGACUUUUCUACGAAGAUUUCGAUCGUGGUUAUCUAUCAAUUUCAUAUCGCUGUCGUACAAGAUUAAGAAAGAAAUAUUCCAACGAUAAAUAUUUAAGUUUUCUCGCCUUUAUUCGAAUCAAUACAGAUGUAUCAAUGACACGACAAAAUUCUACUGCUGCUUGGACAUCAUCAUCGGAUCUCUUUCAUUACUAUUAUCAUUAUCAACGGCCGAAGAUGUCUCGUGGUUGGAAUCGAAUGCGCUGGUUGUAA